GCAAGAAAACAAAUACUAGAAGUGAGAGGGAGCGCGGAAUAAGGAUUAAUUUCACUGUAUCCAUCAAAAAAUGGGGCAGCAUACAUGCUGCAACCAGCAAAAGGUUAAGAGAGGGCUUUGGUCUCCUGAAGAAGAUGAAAAGCUGAUCACAUACAUUACCACUCAUAGCUAUGGCUGUUGGAGUGAAGUCCCUGACAAAGCUGGGGUACAAAGGUGUGGGAAGAGCUGUCGGUUGAGGUGGAUCAACUAUUUGAGGCCUGAUAUAAGAAGGGGAAGAUUUACUCCAGAUGAAGAAAAGUUGAUUAUCGAUCUUCAUGCAGCUGUGGGAAACAGAUGGGCUCAUAUAGCAAGUCACUUACCUGGAAGGACAGAUAAUGAGAUAAAAAAUUAUUGGAAUUCUUGGAUAAAAAAGAAGUUAAAAAAGCCUUCUCCACAUUCAACAAAGACAACUACUUCCUGUGAUAAGAACCAGUCCCAAUUUGCUUAUAACAUAACAAAUCAGCAGCACCAAAUCUUCAGUAGUCAAGAUUUUGGAACAAAGCCCCAAGUCCUACAAGAAUCCCUAUGUUAUUCACCAAAUUCAUUCGUUUUCGACACUACUAGUACCAGCUCGUUGUUCCAAGACACAUUGUCUUUGUACUCCGAAUUCGGGCAAACUCAUGAACAACAAAACCAUGAAGCUCAAACGAAUUCAAAUUAUUUGCCUCCAUUGAUAGAGAGCAUGGAUCCACAAAUGGGAAUACCUUCAGCUUGUCGUACUAACAACAUGUUAGACGUGUCAGGGCAGAUGGGAAGAAAUCAACUAAAUGAAUGGGGCGUGGAAACGCAACAAUUUUAUCCAAGCUAUAUAAUUUGGGAUCAAGAAACAAGCCCGCUUAUUGGGGACGACCUUUUAGCUCCAACCACAUCAAACAUUGAAGAACUAUUAUCUUCUUUUCCUUCCUAAUCUUGUGGAACUGUUAAUUCUUUUUUUAUUUUUAAAUUCCUGGUUUAAUUUUAUUCGGGGAACGUUGUUAUUCAAUUGUGAGAUGGUGAAGUGAGAGGUCUUUCAACUUGCCAAAGCUUGUUACUUAAAAGUGGUUGACGUAUACUCAGAAAUUCAAGAAAGGAAAGGGAAUAAGAAACCAAGUUUC
Nicotiana tabacum (common tobacco) is the source of this 1133-nucleotide messenger RNA. RefSeq lists its product as uncharacterized. The record is from RefSeq and is a predicted model, not a curated record. Lineage: Eukaryota; Viridiplantae; Streptophyta; Magnoliopsida; Solanales; Solanaceae.